This is a messenger RNA of Talaromyces marneffei, 1020 nucleotides long. RefSeq lists its product as uncharacterized. NCBI's taxonomy places the organism in Eukaryota, Fungi, Ascomycota, Eurotiomycetes, Eurotiales, Trichocomaceae. Bases 1 to 1020 code for a protein of 339 amino acids. The transcript is spliced from 6 exons. The record is from RefSeq and is a predicted model, not a curated record. Gene Ontology annotation, molecular function: oxidoreductase activity, acting on the CH-OH group of donors, NAD or NADP as acceptor.
AUGACACGAACCCUUCUUACCGGGGGAAGCGGCUUCAUUGCCUCUCAUAUUCUCGAUGCGUUGCUCAAACGCGGCCAUUCCGUUGUGACUACCGUCCGCUCACAGGAAAAGGCAGACCAGAUCAAGGCAUCGUACCCGGCUGUCUCGCAGGAGAAUCUGGAUUUUGCAAUUGUGCCUGACGUUUCCGAGCCUGAUGCCUUCGAUCAGGCGGUUGUUUCUGACCCACCAUUUGAGGCGGUGAUCCAUACAGCCAGCCCAUUCCAUUUCCGGAUUCAGGACAUCAAGAAAGAUCUCAUUGAUCCAGCUAUCAACGGCACCGUUGGUAUCCUCAACGCUAUCAAAAAGAACGCCCCGUCAGUCAAGCGAGUGGUGGUUACAUCUUCCGGCGCCGCAGUCAUGGACUUUUCCCAGCCUCCGACACAUACUUAUACAGAGGCGGAUUGGAACAACAUGACCUGGGAGGAGGGUACUUCCACCCCCCUCAAUGGUUACCGCGCAAGUAAAUCUUUCUCUGAGAAAGCUGCAUGGGACUUUGUGGAAAAGGAGAAGCCCAACUUUUCCCUCACAAGUAUAAACCCACCCAUGGUAUACGGUCCUAUAAUUCAUCGCAUCAAGGAUCUCGAUGCGCUGAACACUUCCAACGAGCGCAUUCGGGACAUAGCCUUUGGUAAGACAAAGGAUGGCUUGCCAUACACUGGGAUUUUCAUGUGGGUGGAUGUCCGUGACCUGGCAGUGGCACACGUUCUAGCAAUCGAGAAACCUGAAGCAGCUGGCCAGCGGUUCUUGGUUUCUCCAGGCCAGUAUUCCAACAAGGAGAUUGCCGAAUGUAUCCGGGAGGCAUUCCCUGAACUCCGAGACGGUUUGCCGACGGGAGACGCAUUGAAGGGGGGUGAUUUCCCUCCUACAGGAUGGUAUGGGUGGGAUAAUACCAAGUCUAAGGAGGUCUUAGGCGUCACCUAUCGGCCGUUGAAGGAGUGUAUUGUCGACGCGGUUAACAGUCUUAAGCCGUUUGUCAAAUAA